AUAAUCACCAAAACAUGUAGGCACGUGAGUUGAAUUUCUUAAGUUAUCAAUUUAAUGGACUGUACUAUAUAUUUCUUUACCAGUUUGUAUUAUCUAUCAUCUCUCAGUAUCUUCUGUAACACAAUCAAAUUACAGAAAGCUGCAGUCAAUUUUAUCUGUACAAUUUCAACAUAGAUAGUAGAUGUAGUAUUUUUUAGGAAACUAAAAUCUUAAGGUGGAUAAUGUUGUCUGGAGUAACAUAAUCAGCAUAAGAUAUGUAUCCUACAAAUAAACUAAUACAAAGUCUUUUUAAAAUUCUGGCCAUCUGCAAAGUCAGACUAUGUAAAUAAAGUUUCAAAAAGAUGAAAAAUUUGAACUGUUCAUAACAAAUCCUGGACUCUGUUGUUAUGUUCUAGCCCGUGGUGCUGCCAUUACCAAAGCUAUGUCAUUAUACUCUGCUACUUACAUUUAGUGACAAGUUUUUCCAGCAAUAAGUAUGCCACAAAAGAUUGAUAUGGGAAACCAUUGGCAUUGCCAUCUCUGUUUUGAAAAUAUGCAAAUCAUAGUUUGUGGUCAUUUUUCUUUUCUUUGGCCUUACAUCUCAGCACCAUUUGGAUUUUUUUUCUUUGGCUUCAUAUAUGUCAGAAGUUUUCUGCCGAAUGGAAUAGAUAAAUGUCUCAGCACCAUUUCAAAGAGAUAUAUAGCUAUACAUGUGAAAUUAUCAUGUACUGUAAGGAUGACUUGUGGGGUGAAUUGUAUUUUCCAACAUAAUUAUCAUUUUGCUGGGACUUAGCAUUAAUUCCCCAAAAGGUUGCUCGAACCGCCAUGAGGAGUAUCUGGUGUGCGUGUGUUGCUUGUUUUUGAUCUCGUUGAUCUUGGUCUUUGACACUUGCUGCUUAACUCUUCUAUCUCUUUGCUUCUUCUCUUGAGAUGUGAGAACGGUUGUUUGCAUGUUAUCUAAUAAAACUAUAAUACGCAGUUAAUAACUGCAUAGGACUGAAUCAUUUGGCUUUGGGCAUCUCUAUUCCGUGUGACUAAUCUCACAUCUCACACGUAUUAAGCAAAACAUCUGAUCAGACUGUACAUGCGUCAUGGCUGGGCAUCAGUAUAACAAUUCCCAGAUGUCCAGAGUGGAUCAUAUGAACCAGCCACGCAAUGAACCUCCACCUUUUGGUCAAAAGUUAUUUAUGCAUCCUAGAAGUGAUGCACCUAAUGGAGCUGGGCCAUCUGGUUAUGGGGGUACAGCAGUUAGAUCAAAUGACCUUCCAUCUUCAAGCUACGCCAGUCAGUCUUAUAGUCAGCAGAGUGGAGCCCCUGGAACCUUUCAUGCUUCCCAUGUUGCUUAUCCUCCUGCUGGAAGCUCUAGUAGCGGCUAUGCACCAUUCAAUACUCAACAGCAUCUAAGCUACCCACAUAGGCCUGAAGAUAAUUUUAUUUCUGGAAUCCAUGUGGAUAACAGAAGGGUUGCACUGAAGCGAAGAAAUCCCAUCACUCAUCCUGUAGAUGGUGUCAGUGCCAGAGGCUAUUAUCCUGGCAGUUCUUCCAGUAAUCAGUUCUCUGGUUACAUGCCUCCCAAUCCAGUUCCUACCCCUGAAUCCUGCCCUCCACAAAUAACUUCAAACAUGGGUUCAAGCCACUGGAAUGAUCAUCACUUUAUAAAUCAUGAAGGAUCUCAGAGGAAUGUGAGGGGACGCCAUGAUCAUAAUUCUAUCCAUUCAGAAUAUAAUACACCUACAGCUUGCCCAUCAAGCAGCAUUCAUGUGCCACCUUACCGUCCAAAUGCAAAUGCCCCUUUCGGAAGUGCACGAGUACAACGGGAUAGAGCUCCUUUAUCUCUACCUCCAAGAAUUGUCCCCCCAGGAACAGAUGGAAGCACUAGCAUAGCAUUCAGAGAGAGGCAAUACUAUCCUGCUCCGCAGGGCACCAACAUAGGUGCUCACAUGCCAGUACGUCCUGGUUCUUCUGACAGUGCACCAUUUGUUCAUGGUGGAUAUGCUCCUAGAUCAGCUCACCAUACCACUGUCCGCAAUUAUCUUCCACCAGCUUUUGCAACUUCUUCCCACUCUUCGGUAGUCCGGUGUGAGCCUUCUAACCCCCACUAUCAACCUGCAAUCCCCAGCUACCCUCCUGCAACCUCUGCAGCAUCAUCAAGUGUCCAGCCAUUACAUACUGAAGCUGCUGCAUCUUUGAGACAUCCAAGGCAUGUAUCCGUAGGGCACACUGGUAGUGCAAGGAGUAGAAGGAUGAGGGAUUCCUUUCAUUGUUUCAAUCCUUCGACGAUUGAGGACAAUAACUUGGGAAGAUCUGCAGCCGAGCGGUUUAUGAUGCUGGAUCAGUUGGUCAUCCACGAAUCAAGGGAAGCAUUUGAUCCUCACUGGGACAUGAGACUAGACAUUGAUGACAUGAGUUAUGAGGAGCUCCUGGCUUUGGAAGAAAGAAUAGGCAAUGUGAACACUGGUCUGGCGGACGAGAAAAUCUCAGGCUGUGUGAUGGAGCUCGCCUGCCACAGCUCUUAUGCAAAUACACACAAUGAUCAAGACAAUGCAAGAUGCGUAAUUUGCCUGGAGGAAUACAGGCACAGGGACUCUCUCGGGAGGCUGAAAUGUGGGCACGACUUCCACGUGGGCUGCAUCAAGAAGUGGCUGGAGGUGAAGAACGCCUGCCCGGUUUGCAAAGCUGAUGCCGCAAACGAGACCACCUGAGGAGGACCAAAUGGUGCAUCCCUCCCUAUUUAUCCUAGUUCAGGCCAGAUUUCAUUUAUGUCUGCUCAAGUUGGGUGUGUAAAUAAGUAGUCCAAAAGUCAGGAUUUGUUUUGUGAGUUGGCUGUGAACUCAAAAACCUCAGGAUGUCCAAUGUAAGUAAAAAUAUUUAUUUAAGCAGGUUAUCAGUUAGCUGUCCAAA
Lolium rigidum is the source of this 2880-nucleotide messenger RNA. Its product is annotated as probable E3 ubiquitin-protein ligase RHG1A. The transcript has 7 exons. Bases 1071 to 2681 code for a protein of 536 amino acids. The record is from RefSeq and is a predicted model, not a curated record. Gene Ontology annotation, molecular function: ubiquitin protein ligase activity. NCBI's taxonomy places the organism in Eukaryota, Viridiplantae, Streptophyta, Magnoliopsida, Poales, Poaceae.